Spodoptera littoralis (African cotton leafworm) is the source of this 753-nucleotide messenger RNA. Lineage: Eukaryota; Metazoa; Arthropoda; Insecta; Lepidoptera; Noctuidae. The record is from the annotation of a GenBank genome assembly.
AUGGUGCUGUCGCGCUCAUUUGCGCCGAAGCCCUUAACCUAUACGAAGAUGUGUUUUCUCGUUAACUGCCUCAAACGAUUUAAGAGUUCACAACAAUGGUUGAGUCGUCAAAAAUCUGAUCCUUACGUAGAAAAGGCAAAAAUCUAUAAUUACAGAUGUCGCAGUGCUUUCAAACUAUUAGAAAUGAACGACAAAACAAACAUACUGACUCCAGGCCUGACAGUUAUUGACCUUGGUGCGUCGCCAGGGUCAUGGACACAAGUUGCAGUUCAGAAAACGAACUCUGAUGGUGCUGACCCAACCCAACCUAAGGGGCGAGUUCUUGCUAUUGACAAGCUUCAGAUAUUUCCGAUAGAGGGAGCAUCCAUUAUGAGUAACAUGGAUUUUUCCACCAUAGAUGCUCAUGAUAGAGUAAUAGCAGCACUAGAUGGCACAAAAGUGGAUGUGGUUCUGUCUGACAUGGCCCCUAGUGCCACAGGAGUGAAGGAACUGGACAAAGACAGGAUAAUAGGCCUUUGUUACAUGGCUAUAAGAUUUGCAGCUCUAGUCAGUAAAGUGGAUGGUAACCUGCUAUUCAAAGUUUGGGAUGGAAAGGAAGUCCCUAUAUUAGAGAUGGAUUUACAAAGAUUCUAUAAACACAUUAAGAUAAUGAAGCCAAUGGCUAGUCGAUCUGAGUCUUCAGAAAAGUUCAUAUUGGCUCGAGGAUUCAGAGGCAUACAAAGACCAUUGAGGAAUGGAAGAUGGGGAGAAUAA